Molecule: messenger RNA, 1134 nt
Organism: Python bivittatus (Burmese python)
Lineage: Eukaryota; Metazoa; Chordata; Lepidosauria; Squamata; Pythonidae
Source: RefSeq, a predicted model, not a curated record
AUGGCAUUUAUCCAUGAGACUUCAGAGGAAUGCAUGAAAUCAGAACUGGAUCUUUUUCAGCUGGCACCUACACAAACCAGUAUUGAAAACAGCAUGUAUGUCGAGAUCCCGCCUUUAUCUGCGCUAUCACCUGAUGCACCCUUGGAAUUUUUUAUCACGGGACAUGGUGAGCAUUACAUGGAUUUAAACAGCACCCUGCUGUAUAUGAGUUGCAAAAUUGUAAAGGCUGAUGGUACAGAUAUCGAUGAUGGUGCCAGGGUGGUGCUGGUCAACUACCCUAUAGCAUCGCUGUUUAACCAGCUGGAUGUAACCUUGGGAGAUCAUCUCAUUACGCAGAAUCAUCAUUGUUAUUCUUACCGUGCCAUCAUUGAACUGAUUCUGAACUUCAGCGGUGAUGCCCUGGAAACCCAAUUUAUAGCUGGGGGGGUUUAUAAAGAUGACUCAACCCUCAUGGAGAGCACCCUGCUGACACCUGCAGACGGCAAUGAGAAUUAUAAAGUGCAACUCCUGUCAGCAUCUCUCUUUGUAAAACGUGUAAAAGUAGCACCAGGAGUGCGCCUGGGUCAUGCGGAAGCUUUGCUAUCCUCCAGUGCCAAAUAUCCCAUUGAUCGAGUGGGAAUGAAGGUUUACAGCAUUCCGGCAGGCAGCCUUGUGUGUAAUCAGGAAAACCUAUUUCUGGGGCAGUUACCUAAACAGUUAGUGAUUGGUUUUGUGGACAAUGCAUCCUUUAGCAGAGAUUAUGAAAGAAACCCAUUCAAUUUUCAACACUGCAAUGUCAAUUUUUGUGCCCUAUAUUGUGAUGGUGAACAGAUCCCGGCAAAGCCUCUUCAGCCUGAUUAUGAGCAUGAUAUUUAUGUGAGAGAGUACAUGCUGAUGGUGCAAGCGUCGGGCAAAGGUAUGAAAGAUAGGCCUCUGUUAAUUAGCCAGGAAGAGUUUAGCCAUUUGUACUGUUUUGACUUGAGCCCUGAUCAGGGGUGCUCUGAGCACUAUUCUUUGAUCAGGAAUGUUAACCUCAGAGCAGAAAUUAGAUUUGCACAACCCCUCCCCAAUACCAUCAACAUGAUUCUCUAUGCAAUCUUUGAAAACCUGAUUGAAAUAAAUCCCACAAGGAAUGUGCUUUUUGAUUAUAUGUGA